UCUGGCAGGCAGCUCCCCCUCUCCGCUGCUCCCCUCUUUUUUCCAAGUCCCUGCAGGAGCCAAGGCCAGCGUGGGUGGCUGAAAUCUCCUCGGUAACGGGAUCUGCCUCUCCCUCUGCCGGCCUCCGCCCUUAACCUGCUGCCCCUCUCAGUCUGGCACCUACUGUCCGGCCCUCAGCCCCUCCUCCCCGCCCCUCCUGCACCCUCCUGCUCCCCCCUCUGCUGGCUCUCCAUGUCACCAUCUGUGGCACAAUCCUUCUCUGUCACUGUCCCUACCACCCCCUCUUUCUCCUUCCUCCUGCCUCCCUCUGUCCCUGCCGUUUUCUGCAUCUCUCCCUGCUCCUCCAUCCGUCCAUUCUCUCCUCUCCUUCUUUCUCCUCUGUCCCUUCUCCUUGCCAAGCAUCUCUCCUCACUCCCCCUCAUUCUGUCUUUCCACCCACACACUGUCUCCUCUCCCUCGCCUCCCUCUCUCCACCUCCGACCCACCCCCCCUUUCCUUAUUUUCUAUUGGCUUCUCAUGUCCUCUGCUCUCUCCACAUUCCUGUCACCUUGGGAAGUGACUCCUGCCACCCCCGACUGGGUGCUGUCAGAAGACCCCAUUCUGUGUCCUGCACCCUCCACGAGUCCUGGAGAUGGGGGAUGACGGACGGACGAGGUGAAGGUGGGAAGUCAGGGCUGGGGACCAGAUGGGAGAGGCAAUGUGGGCUGACGUGGCCGCUGAGGGCCUAGAAAGGGUCCGAGUCCACGAGCGCUGGAGGAGUGGGCACUGUGUGGGACACCAGCCGCUAGUAGUGCCUGGCUGCAGAAUGUUACCCAGCCCGGCGACUACAAAGGGAGCUCUUGCCCUGUGGGCAGAACCUUGAAACCUCCGUACAGCAGAAUGUCGGAACUGGACCAAACCAGAUGCACCCUGCUGUCCAGCCUCCUGGGCCUUCGUGAUGGUGCUCCUGAGCUCCCCUUCAUGCUGGGAGCGGAGCAUCUGACACACCCCUUUCACCCUUGCAGCACCCUGGGACUGGGCCAGGACUAGUUGAUUGCUGAUCAGCCUCUCCGUGGCCAUGGCCACUGCUGCCUAUCCUUCAUUGGUGCCCAUAACCUUGGACCCUGGGAACACAUCCUCUGCCUGGCCGCUGGACACUACUCUGGGCAAUGCAUCUGCUGGCACCAGCCUGGCAGGGCUGGCUGUCAGUGGCAUCUUGAUCUCUCUGGUGUACCUGGUGGUGUGUGUGGUGGGCCUGCUGGGGAACUCUCUGGUGAUUUACGUAGUACUGCGACACACAGCCAGUCCCUCGGUGACCAGUGUCUAUAUCCUCAACCUGGCGCUGGCUGAUGAGCUCUUCAUGCUAGGGCUACCCUUCCUGGCUGCUCAGAACGCCCUGUCCUAUUGGCCCUUUGGCUCUCUCAUGUGCCGUCUGGUCAUGGCCGUGGACGGCAUCAACCAGUUCACCAGCAUCUUCUGCCUCACCGUCAUGAGCGUGGACCGCUACCUGGCCGUGGUGCAUCCCACACGCUCGGCGCGCUGGCGCACGGCACCCGUGGCUCGCACAGUCAGUGCAGCUGUCUGGGUGGCCUCAGCCGUGGUGGUGCUGCCCGUGGUCGUCUUCUCAGGAGUGCCCCGGGGCAUGAGCACGUGCCACAUGCAGUGGCCAGAGCCAGCGGCUGCUUGGCGAGCGGCGUUCAUCAUCUACACAGCUGCACUGGGCUUCUUCGGACCGCUGCUGGUCAUCUGCUUAUGCUACCUGCUCAUCGUGGUGAAGGUGCGGUCGACCACACGGCGUGUGCGGGCACCAUCCUGCCAGUGGGUUCAGGCACCUUCAUGCCAGCGGCGGCGGCGUUCUGAGCGCAGGGUCACACGCAUGGUGGUGGCCGUGGUGGCGCUCUUUGUCCUCUGCUGGAUGCCCUUCUAUCUGCUCAACAUCAUUAAUGUGGUGUGCCCGCUGCCCGAGGAGCCCGCCUUCUUUGGGCUCUACUUCCUGGUGGUGGCACUGCCCUACGCCAACAGCUGUGCCAACCCCAUCCUCUAUGGCUUCCUCUCCUACCGCUUCAAGCAGGGCUUCCGCAGGGUCCUGCUGAGACCGUCCCGCCGCAUACGGAGUCAGGAGCCAGGGUCUGGCCCUCCAGAGAAGACUGAGGAGGAGGAGGAUGAAGAGGAGGAAGAGAGAAGAGAAGAGGAGGAGCGGAGGGCUCAGAGGAGGAAGGAGACGAAUGGAAAAGGCAGUCAGACUGCACAGCCUGGCACCAGUGGGCAGGAACCCAGCACAGGGGCUGCCAAGGAGCAGCAGCUUCUACCCCGGGAGGCCACAGUUGGGGACAGGUCUAGCACCCUGAGCCACCUGUAAGGACUUCAAAGGACCAGCAGGGCCUGAGAAGAACAGAGGCUGUGCCUGGCCCAGGGACAUGAGUACCAGCCACUUGCAGUGGUCUGAGCAGGCUGAGGUGACUUCAUUUGCGCAGCUCUUCUGGCUGUCUUUGGGCCGCUGAGGACGCUGGGUCCAGUGAUGGAAUGUUCAGAGGCCUGGGUUCUGCCCCACUGUUCUAGGACUUGCUGUGUGUCCUUUAGCAGGUCAUUUGCCCUCUCUGGGCCUUGCUUCCUACUUUUGACUCAGGGAUGGGCAUAAUGAGGCCUGGAUGGGCCCUGUCAUAAGAGGGGUCUGGAGGGCGUUGUUACUAGGGUGACUCUUCCAAGCCCAAGUUAAGAUGCUGUGAGCAGGUUGACCAAGAAACAAGGUAUCUUGGGGGGGGGGGGUCAGUCUGUAUCUUGACCCUUAGGGAGAUAGAGCAGGGCUUGAGGAAUUGGGGAUGUGGAUAAGCUGGGGUUUGACUGCAGCCCAAAGGAGUGUAAGAUGGUAGGAUGGAUGUGCUUAGGACCCAGGUCAGCCCUUCCCAUGCUGCUGUGUGGCCUUGGCCACUCUGUUCCUGCCUAGGCUUCUACCUCUCCUGCUGGACAGCCCAAUGUCCUCCAGGCCCUCACCCCAGUGUCUCAGUGCUGGGCCUCCUGUGCACCUGAGUGUGAGAGAAAAAGUUUUUAGGAGACAGAUGAGCCGGGCGGUGGAGGCACACACCUUUAAAAUCCCAGCACUCGGGAGGCAGAGGCAGGAGGAUCUCUGUGAGUUCGAGGCCAGCCUGGUCUAUAAGAGCUAGUCCCAGGACAGGCUCCAAAGCUACAGAAAAACCCUGUCUCAAAAAACCAAGAAAAGAAGAAGAAGAAAGAAGAAGAAGAAGAAGAAGAAGAAGAAGAAGAAGAAGAAGAAGAAGAAGAAGAAGAAGAAGCCAAGCUUCUUCUCACUGCUUGGUUCCCUCUAGGGCCUGCAUCUGACUGAUGCUUCUAAUUUUGUAUUCCUUUUCUGGGGGAGGGACCACACAUGGCACAGGCUUAGGCCACCCACAGUCUGACUCACCCUACUUAGGUCAGAUACCUGGUCCCCAGGGCAGAGACUAGGUGGCAGGCUGCCUGAGGGGAAGAGGCAUAGGAAGAAGGUGGUCAAGAUGAAGGAGAGGAAGCGGAGACAGUAGGAAGGGGAGGGGGAGAGGAGAGGAGAGGAGAGAGGAGAGAACAGAACUGGGCUGUGAUCUUGAACAGGCUUCGCCCCUUGCAGCCCUGGUGUUAGGAAGAACCUGCAGCAAGGGGCCCCUGAAGGGUCUGUGGUGCUGGUGAGAGGGGCACAGGCCACAGUGUUGAUCUUGGGAGGGGGCGUGACUCCUCAGGACACCACCCUCACCCUCCCAGAAAUGACCCUUUUGGUCCUAACCAAGCUGGUCCUUGAGAGGCUGGAGUUUCUGCCUAAACCCCCGCCCUACUCUGCAAAGAUAGGGUCCUCAGGGAACCCACAAAUCCAGAAGCUGAGAAACCUGGAUCUUCUAUUCACCUCAAGCCGCUUGGCCUGGCCCUCGUUCUCUGGGCCUCAGAGUCCUCACCACGGUGUGGAUGUGGUUCCCCAGCCCACCAGUCUGUUGGAAUCCAGGAGAAAACUGAACCACACUGGGUAGGCUACUGUUCACCACAAUGGGCCUACCUACGGGAUACAAAGUACAGGUACCCUCAGCUCAGACUCAGCCCACAUUCUGCCCCUUCUGUGAGUGGUCUCUGUGUCAGCAACCGGGGUGAAGGUAUUCAUGAGAACUGGGUUGUAGAAGGUCAAAGGUCAAGGGUCAGAGAGAACGCAGGCCACCCCAGGAGGAGGAAGUUGGCAAACUCAGGCCUGUGUGGAGCCUGAGGCCCAGCCCUGGGGUUCCUCUGAGGAGGAGCUAGGAUGGGAAGCGAGCAGUCCAACCUUUCUGGAUGAGGCAGGGGAGCUGCGUCUUGCAGAUGGAGCUGGAUGGUCAACUGGGAAAUCCUCCGCUGCUUCUGACCCGUCAAUAAAGAUAGUGAUU
This is a messenger RNA of Chionomys nivalis (European snow vole), 4370 nucleotides long. RefSeq names its product somatostatin receptor 3 (gene Sstr3). Gene Ontology annotation, molecular function: neuropeptide binding; somatostatin receptor activity. Gene Ontology annotation, biological process: neuropeptide signaling pathway. The record is from RefSeq and is a predicted model, not a curated record. The coding region runs from base 1058 to 2338 and encodes 426 amino acids. Gene Ontology annotation, cellular component: membrane; neuron projection. Lineage: Eukaryota; Metazoa; Chordata; Mammalia; Rodentia; Cricetidae. The transcript is spliced from 3 exons.